Messenger RNA from Punica granatum (pomegranate), 5604 nucleotides. The record is from RefSeq and is a predicted model, not a curated record. Lineage: Eukaryota; Viridiplantae; Streptophyta; Magnoliopsida; Myrtales; Lythraceae.
AUGUCCAUACCGGUUCCGGCACCGGUUUACGCGGCUCCUCCGCCGAUGGUCUUCCCGGCACAGAGCCCCCACGCUCCUGCUCACACAGCCGAGCCUGUCCUAUUCCAAGCUCCACAACCCCACAUCAGCUUUUCUUACCCAACUCUACCUCCCCUAAACAUUCCCAUCCCUGAACCGGGCACGCCAACCCAGGCUGUCCCCAUAGCUCCACCGACAAACUUUCUCCCGGAAAUGGGGACUGAGCAGGAGCAGAGAUUGAAGAAGAUGGAAGAGAACAUCAAAGCCUUACAAUCAGGUGGUCCUCGCCUCGAUGCCGGCGAUUGCGAUUGGAGUCUUUUUCCGGGUAUGCGGCUACCCCCGAAGAUUAAGGUGCCUGAAUUCCAAAGGUACCAUGGCACUACCGACCCCCGUCACCAUCUCCGUCACUACAGGGGAAAGAUGCUGCAGUAUUGGGACUACGAAGAGUUCAUCAUGCACACGUUCCAGGACAGUUUGGCGGGAGCGGCUCUUGAUUGGUACAUGUCACUGAAAGCCGCGGAUAUCCCUACAUGGACGGACCUUUCGAGCAAAUUCAUCGACCAGUACAAGUACUGUGCAGAAACGCCCCCGACCCUGUUGGAGCUCAGUACAAUGGAGAUGGCCGAGGAUCAGGGCUUCGAGGCCUACGCAGUAAAGUGGAGGGCUAGAGCGGCGAAACAUGUCCCCCCGAUCAGUGAGGCGCAGCAGAUCCAAUUAUUCCACUCUACCCUCAAAGGGGCCUACUACUUGCACCUGUUGGCUCACACGUCUUCGUUCUCCAACCUUAUCGACGCCGGGAAGAAGCUUGAUAUCGGCGUUAAGCUCGGCAAGAUAGAAGGACCGGCCGAGAAGAAAGAGGGAGAGUCCUCGAAGAAGGUUGCUACUGGGACACCCUCCGCGGGAAACAGGAGAGGAAAAGACGCGUCCGUCAAUGCUGUUAACUCAGGGCGCCAAGCCCCCCAACAGUAUUCCAUCAAUUACACGCCCGCACCACCGACCACUCAGGCGUAUGCCCCACCUCCGGUGCAUUAUCAGCAGCAACUCCCAGCGCAACAAGUAUAUUAUUCCGCCCCGCCGGCCUCCUUUCCGUUGCCGGCCCCGCACAAUUACGUCCCUAUUCCCCCUCCGAUCCAACAAAGCAGGCCUCCGGCUUCGAGAACUCCUCAGCCGGUGCAACGGGCUCCGGCCCCGCAGGACCAACAAAGUACUGCGCCGCGACACAGACAAUUCACACCCCUUCCGGCCCCGCUCUCCCACAUAUACCGGCAACUCCUCGCAGGCAAUAGGAUUAAAUCAGUAGCGCCUAACCCCGAUUUCGACCCCACCAUUCAGGAUCAGAGUCGGCACUGCGAGUACCAUCAGGGCGCACCCGGUCACACCACCGACGAUUGUUGGAAGCUGCGGGAGAAGAUCCAAGCUAUGAUUGAUGGCAAACAACUCACGUUCAACGCCGUCAAACCUCCGAACGUGCAAGUUAAUCCUCUUCCCGAUCACGGGUCAAGCUCGGGACCCAGCAUUAACAUGAUCAGUGUUUGCGCCAUAGGGGAGUACGAGACCGGGCAGGAGCCAUCCGCCCCGUUCGUAAUCGAAUAUGUGCCUGCGGAAACCGGUAUAGGGUACGCGGGGUUUGAUGCCACGCCCGCCCCAUUCGUGAUAGAUGUCCCCGCACGAGAGCCAUAUCAAGAUAGCAAGGUUCCGUGGACCUACGAAGGGAGUGUCGGGAACCUCGAGCGUCAAUUCAGCGUCAUGGGCGUGACGCGCUCGGGACGAGUGUAUGAAAACCCGGAGGUCGCGAACAAAGGAAAGGCGCCUGCUGCGACAUUAGGAAUCGCCCCGGAAGCUACGCCGAUCCCACAAAAGAAGGUGACCGAAGAGGAAGCCGAGGCUUUUAUGAAGAUCAUCAAGGCAAGCGAGUAUAAGGUUGUUGAACAAAUGGGCAAGUCUCCGGCCCACAUUUCACUACUCGCCCUUCUCUUAAGUUCGGAGCCACAUCGUGAAGCGCUCCUGAAGGUCCUGACGGCGGCACAGGUCCCCAAGGGGACGGCUCCAGAUCUCAUUGAAGAAACCGUUGGCCGGGUCAUGAUCGACAAUGGUUCGGCUCUCAAUGUAUGCCCUGUUUCCACCCUGAAGCAGAUGAAUGUGGAUCUGAAUCGUAUUCGUCCAAGCAAGACAGCGGUUCGAGCCUUCGAUGGCUCUCGGAGAGAGGUGAACGGAGAGAUCGACCUUCUGAUCGAGGUAGGUCCAUGUUCAUUCAAUGUCACUUUUCAGGUGCUCGACAUCCCCAAUGCCUUCAGCUUGCUGCUCGGGAGGCCAUUGAUCCAUUUUGCGGGCGCAGUCCCCUCCACCUUGCACCAAAAGCUUAAGUUCAUCGUGGAAGAGCGACUCAUCACGGUCAAAGGUGAGGAGGACUAUGCGAUUUAUAAGGAGACGGCUGUCCCCUAUAUCAAGAACUUCCCGCCCAAACGGCAACACCUACGGCGGCAGCGAGCCGGCCUUCUCCUCCACAUCAAGGAGGAGGUCGUCAAGCAGAUAAAUGCGGGAUUCCUAGAAGUCUGCAAUUACUCUAAAUGGGUGGCAAACAUCGUGCCCGUGGAGAAAAAGGACGGAAGGGUCAGGGUUUGCGUCGACUAUCGGGACCUCAACAAGGCUAGUCCUAAAGACAACUUCCCUCUGCCUCACAUCGACGUCUUGGUCGACAACACCGCGCGCCACAAUCAGUUCUCCUUCAUGGAUGGCUUUUCGGGGUAUAACCAAAUCCGGAUGGCUGAAGACGACAAGAUCAAAACGACUUUCAUCACGAUGUGGGGCACGUUUUGCUACAAGGUCAUGCCCUUCGGGCUCAAAAAUGCCGGGGCAGCCUACCAACGGGCAAUGGUUACGCUCUUUCACGACAUGAUGCAUAAGGAGAUCGAGGUCUACGUCGACGACAUGAUCGCAAAGUCCAAGGAGGGAGAAGAUCACCUCGUCAAUCUGAGGCGUCUCUUCGAACGUCUCAAGAAGUACAAGCUUAGGCUCAACCCGGCCAAGUGCACAUUCGGCGCGAAAUCCGGAAAACUGCUAGGAUUUGUGGUCAGCGAACGAGGCAUCGAGGUCGAUCCUGACAAGGUGAAAGCGAAGGAGUUACCUCCGCCAUCAACAGUGCGCGAGGUACGGAGCUUCUUAGGACGACUGAACUACAUCGCGCGUUUCAUCGCGAACUUAUCAGAUAAGUGUCAACCCCUCUUCCGGCUGCUUCGUAAAAAUGCAGCAAUUGAAUGGGACGACGAUUGUCAGAAGGCCUUUGACGAUAUUAAGACAUACUUAGUUCAGUCGCCGGUGUUGGUCCCGCCCACGCCAGGUCGACCUCUCAUUCUUUACCUGACGGUGCGCCGGCAAUCAUUGGGGUGCAUGCUGGGACAAGAAGAUGAGUCCACAUGCGCAGAACAUGCCAUCUACUAUCUGAGCAAGAAGUUUACUGAAAGGGAAUCCAAUUACCCGGAGAUUGAGAAGAUGUGCUGCGCACUGGUGUGGGUCAUGCAGAGACUUCGACAGUACACCCUCUAUCACACAAUCCGCUUGCUGUCGAAAGCGGAUCCCCUGAAAUAUCUACUUGGUAGCCCAUCCUCCAUGAGGAACAUUGCAAAGUGGCGCUGUCAACUGACGGAGUACGACAUCGAGUAUGUGCCCCGCACAUCAGUAAAGGGGCAAGCAAUUGCAGACCAUUUGGCGGAAUUUCCCAUCGAGGAUGACACGCCGAUCAACUCCGACUUUCCAGACGAAGGGAUCCUCCGAGUAGAUGAGGAGGAGGAUGGGACCGCGUGGAAGAUGUAUUUCGACGGCGCGGUGAAUUCCACCGGUUCUGGUAUCGGCGCAGUGCUGAUAUCCCCGGACGGACGUUAUUACCCGAUUGCAGCAAAAGUUAAUUUUCUCUGCACCAAUAAUGUGGCCGAAUACGAGGCAUGCAUCCUUGGCUUGCAAGCAGCGAUUGAUUUCAAGGUGAAGGAGCUAGAAGUGUUCGGAGAUUCAAUGCUCACAAUCUUCCCGUUAGGGCAAUGGAAGACGAAAGACGCAAAGUUAGUACCAUACCACGAGUAUCUCGAGGAGUUAGCGGAGAACUUCGAGAAAAUCUCGUUCACCUACACGCCACGUAUCAAGAAUCAGUUUGCAGAUGCACUUGCGACACUGGCAUCAAUGGUGAGCAUCACAAAAGAAAACCUCAUCGAGCCACUUGAGAUCGAGAUUGCCAAAGGCCCGGCUUACUGCGACACAAUCGAGGCGACCGAUGAACAGCCAUGGUACGAAGACAUCAAACAUUUUCUGCAAACUGGCCAAUACCCGACAUUUGCCAACCGUCGGGACCGGAAAACACUUAGGCGACUCACAGCGCAUUACUUCCUGAGCGGAGAGACUCUCUACCGCCGUUCCUUCGACGCCACGCUACUCCGGUGUGUUGACGAAAACGAGGCACAACGCCUCAUGGGAGAGAUACAUGAAGGGAAUUGUGGACCCCAUAUGAGCGGUCUCAUGCUCACCAAGAAACUCAUGCGCCUAGGUUACUUUUGGUCCACCAUGGAGGCCGACUGCGCCAAACACGUCAGACACUGCCACUUGUGCCAGGUCUAUGCCGAUCAGAUCAAAGCACCCCCCAAUGAGCUACGCCCGAUGGCGGCCCCGUGGCCCUUUUCAAUGUGGGGCAUUGACGUGAUCGGCCCUAUCAAUCCCAAAGCAUCCAAUGGACACAUGUUCAUUUUGGUGGCAAUUGACUACUUCACCAAGUGGAUCGAGGCCAUAACGCUCGCUUCGGUCACCGCAAAUGCCGUGGCACGUUUCCUUAAGCGCGACAUCAUCGCCCGAUAUGGAGUCCCCGAAACAAUCAUCACCGACAAUGCUAAGAACCUGAACAACAGGAUCAUCGAUGAGCUUUGUGAGCGAUUCAAAAUACACCACCGCAAUUCACCAUACCGUCCCCAAAUGAACGGUGCGGUGGAGGCUGCGAACAAAAACAUCAAGAGGAUCAUCGAGAAAAUGACGGUGACCUAUAAGGAUUGGCACGAGAUGCUCCCUUUUGCGCUCUUGGCAUAUCGAACGUCCAUCCGAACUUCAACCGGGGCAACUCCGUACUCCCUAGUCUACGGCAUGGAAGCAAUCCUCCCAAUCGAAGUGGAGAUUCCUUCCAUGAGGGUCCUCGCCGAGUCCAAGCUCGAAGAAGCAGAAUGGGCGAAGCAGCGCUACGAACAGCUCAAUCUCAUUGACGAGAAACGGCUAACAGCGCUCUGCCACGGUCAAUGCUACCAACAAAGAAUGGCUCGAGCGUUCAAUGCAAGGGUUCGCCACCGCGAAUUCCGCCCCGGUGAUCUCGUCCUACGAAAGGUCUUGCACAUCACACCUGACUCUCGGGGCAAGUUUGCAUACAAGUAUGAUGGACCUUUCGUCGUCAGGGAAGUCUUCUCCGGAGGGGCAAUUAUCCUAAGCGAUAUGGACGGGACCGAAAACGCACUCCCGGUCAAUGCCGAUGCCCUUAAGAAGUACUACCCUUAAUGGCCUCUUUGUCAUCCGGCGGUUUCUUUGUGUUCUCGGAGGUUUCAGGCUACCGUCCAGGCCCUUAUC